ACAAUAUAAAACAACAGUUUAAAAUCCUAAAUCCAGAAACGAUGCACACUACUUUAUUAGCGAGUAUAUAGCCGGUGUUUUGUCGAUUUGUCGGAUCGGAAACACUGUUUUAAAUAGCCCGCAAUCCUCCACGGAAUAUCACAAACAAGCUUUAUUUGGCCUCAAGUAGGUUUGUUUUAAAACCCAAGAACCGAAGAGAGAUUUCCCGCACCGUAUACACACACGCAGUAGGCUAUUUAUGCAAUAGAUUUUUGGGAUUCAGUCGGAUAUCCUGUGUGGGUGUUUUACUCUAACCUACAUCGUUUUGCAUACCUAGGCGAAAUAUAUAAACGUUUCACCAUACGCCCCCGUGGUUUGGCAUUUAAUUAGAUCCCCGGGGUGCGGAUCAGUUUGGCACCGUGUCUGCGUGCAAGCGAACCCGGCUGUUUUUUUGCUCCCGGAGCCCUGGCCGCGGUCCUCGGGCGACUUCACUUCUGCACCGGCGGCACGGGAGGAAAAUCGAGCCCGCAGUCCAGCUGCUGCAGCUUGGCUAAACUGUUCUGCACGACUCCGACAGGCGACAAUCUAAGCGCCGUAGCCGUCGAAAAGCAGAGUGUAAUGUUUUGGUCGAUGUGUGAGUUGCUGUGGGAAUGAGACUGCGUGGCAGGGAUUUGGAGGAUUCCACUGUCUCCUGGAUACCAAGCGUCCUGGGUGUGCAGAGCGUCAGGCUCCGCCUUCGUCUCAAUCGCCGUGACGACAGGGGGAGGGGCCUUUGGCAACUGGUUGACCUGGAAGAGGAAGCGCAGAGUGGGCGUCGGAUACGAGACAGGACACCUCCUACUUGUUCUCAAAGUCUGAUGAGUAUUCCUGCUGCUGCAUCAGUUCAGUCAGGGGGUGGAGAGAUGCAAUCACCUGGGGCCAUUAGCCCCUCCUUCCUCCCGCCCCAAAGUGGAAAAGUUCCAGGUCGCAAGAGGGGUCGCCCACCCCUAAAGAGGCACCCGGAAUAUCAGAGUCGCUACCCAGAAUCCCUCCCACCCAUUAAAGUGCCUAAGAAGAGAGGGAGGAAGCCUGGCUUUAAGCUGAAGUCUCGCUUGAUGACACCCCUAGCCAUCUCUCCUCCCAGCAGCACCCCGGAGCCAGACAUGAGUUCAAUUCCCCAAGACGCUGCUACUAUCCCCCACUCAGCCACCCCACAGGUCCUCACAGUGUGCAUCUAUGUGAAUAAGCAUGUGAACACGGGUCCUAACCUGGACAGGCAGAAGGUGCUGCAACUGCCCGAUCACCUGGGUCCUGCCAGGCCCUCUGUGGUGCUGCAGCAGGCGGUACAGGGCUGCAUUGACAGUGCGUUUCAGCAGAAAGCCGUCUUCACCCUGCUUACUGAAGGCUACGGGGGAGAAAAGAUCUCAGCCACCUUUGAUGGUAAGCAGCAUUUGUUGAGUUUGCCAGUGGUCAACAGCGUGGGCUACGUCCUACGCUUCCUCAAGAAGUUGUGCCGAAGCCUAUUGUGUGAGAACCUCUUCAGUGACCAGCCCAUCGCCCCUUCAUCGUCUCCCUCCUCCUCUUCUUCAUUCCAUGCUGAAAAGCACUCAGAUGGACAGCCCAAGUCAACAGACUCAAUGGUGGACGAUUACCAUGGUGAUUCAAUGGACCCCAAGCGCUAUUCGGUUGACCCCAGUGACUCUGCUUAUGGUGCAAUGUCCUCACCAUACACAGCGAGUAAACCUGUGUAUGGUUUUCGUUCUGGCACUGGCUACUCUGGAGGUGUGUGCAGGCAGGCAGCCAGUCCCAGCACAUUCCAGGAAGGAAACAGAAGUGCCUAUAGUCCAUCCCCAGAGGGAGGGGAGGCAAAGCCCCCACCCAGUAAGGAUCCCUCCAGGUGGAGCGUGGAUGAGGUGGUGUGGUUUAUCAAGGAUGCAGACCCUCAAGCGCUGGGCCCUCACGUGGAUCUCUUCAGAAAACAUGAGAUUGAUGGGGAUGCUCUUCUUCUCCUGAAGAGUGACAUGAUCAUGAAGUACCUGGGACUCAAACUGGGCCCGGCUCUCAAGCUCUGCUACCACAUCGACAAGCUAAAACAGAGCAAGUUCUGACCUGUCUCUGCACCCUACAAACACACAGAUGGAUUCACUCACAGUAUUUACUGUCACUCUUAUUUGUUGUAGUACAGGAUUUUGCCCCCUCCUCCCUCCCUCCCCACUCCCUCCCCACUCUGGUCAUUUAAGGACAAGUACCAGACCAUUUUUUUUUACUUGCGUGGUUUGUCUGCCUGUAUAUUGGGGCAUUUUACUGACCAGAACAUUUCCUUGUUCUAAUUUUAAGUGCACAAGCAUUUUACUGAUUACUUGAUACUGAACACUGCUCUAAUCAAAUGGCAAGUCAGCUGCUAUCUUGGAUUUGAGUUAUUUGCCUCAAGCGAGGUUAUGCAGAUGAGUUAUAAGUGUAAAUCAUGCUUAUUCAAAUGGGCGUCAUUACAAACAUAUUAAGUCACAGACAAACCAGCUCCAAUUUUUUCAGAGCCAUGGACUCUGUCUAAAUCCCUGUGAACUUCAGUCACCUGCUGGUGAAGUGAAGUCACUGCAACUCACAUAUUUGCUACCAUUGUAACCAGGAACCAAUCAGCUUUUUUUUUUUUUUUUUUUUUUUUUUUUUUUUUUUGAGAGCUACUUCAAAGGCCGCUAACCUGGGAGAUCAGUAACAAACAGAAUUCAGCAUUGUGCUUUUGACUGAACAGAUACAGUACGCAGGCUACAACUAUGAACAGUUCCACUUUGCAACCAGCAAACAACAGGCACAAAUGCAACUUUACUCAAUGGACCAUUCACGUCAUCUUUGGAAAACCUCCUUGGCAGCCUAAAUCAGAACUAAACAGGAUACACUACUAGGCAGUUAAAAAUGGUGCAUUACAAACAUAGUAAUGAAUACCAGGUGCUGUUUCUCAACAAGCAAGUCAAGUUAAUUAAAACAACUAUACUGGUACAGUACAUUUCUUACUGUGGACCAAAUAGAGGUCUAAUUAGUCCCUAAUUUUCUUGUUUUUCCCUCUUUUUGUAGCAGAUUGAAAAGCUGCUCUGAUUCUACACAAAUGUCAGCUUAUGAUUUUCUUAGAAAAUGCGAAGCACUUUACAAUAAUGUUCAGUUCAUUCAAUGCAUUGGGUAUCAUGAACUAACAAUUAGAUAUACUUUUACAGCAUUUAUUAAUCUAGGUUAAUGAUAAUUACUACAUACACUACUGUUUAUAUGUUUGGGGUCCUUUUUUUUUUCCGGCAAGGAUGCAUUUAAUUGAUCAAAACUAGCAGUAAAGACAUGGUUUCCACAAAAAUACUAAGUAGCACAACUUUUUCCUGCACUGAUACAGAAUCUUAAUCAUCAUACUAAAUUGAUUUCUGAAGGAUCAUGUGACACUGAAGACAAAUAAUGAUGCUGAAAAUUCAGUUUUAACAUCACAAGAAUAAUUUUAAAAUGUAUUAAAACAAAGCAGUUAUUUAAAAUUUUAAUAAUAUUUCACAAUAUAACUGUUUUUACUGUAUUUUUGAUCAGAUAAAUGCAGCCUUGCUCAGCAUGAGACUUUCAAAAACAUUUAAAAAUCUCACUCUUUAACGGCAACUUUUCAAUAGUAGUUUACACUUUUUUUUUUAUUUCAAGUUGCAUGAAUUAGUAUUACUGUGUUAUAAACAAAUAUAAAUUAACAAUGCACAAUAGCAUAUUUAUAAAUUGCCAUUAGCCCAGAUUAAUAAAUGCUGUACAAAUGUUAGUUUUCAUAUCUAAUGAAUUAACAAAUGUAAACAAAUUGAACUUUACUGUAGUGUUGCAACAAAAUGUACAACGUUUCAACCCAUUUUUUACAUUUAACAUUUUGACUUUGAUGUGGGUAAGACAUUAAUUUUCUUUCAUAAAUGUACAGUGUAUAUGUGAACGGAAGCCGAGGAGCUUCUCUGACCAUAUGUUGCUGUCAAACCCCAUGGAAAUGUGCAAAAGAGUCAUCCUUCAGGUAAUAAUUGUUAUUAUUAUUUGUAUUAUUAGUAUUUUUUUUUGAGCAAAAAUGGCAUUCAGAAUCACUGUAUUCCUAUUCAGACAGGUGAACUUAAGGGAUCGUUCAUGCAAAAUGAACAUUUUGUCAUUAUUUAUUAACCCUCAUGUCGUUCCAAGACUUAUAGUGAAAUUCAGUUUUGUUCAACAGGAAAGCGUAUGAAUGAUGUGAGGGUGAAUAAAUGAUGACUGAUUUGCCAUUUUUAGGUGAACUAACCCUUUAAGUCGGCCUUGAUGAUGUCAUACAUAUCCGAAAAUGGAUUACACCGAAGUGUACAACUUUUCUGUAUCCGCAAUCAUGUGUAAAUAGGAUAAUUUAUGUGAUAAUCACAGAUGAAAUCUACCAUUUCUUAAGUUAAAAAAUGAAUUUAAUACAAUUUAGAUCCAAUCAUCCGAUGAACACAUCCAGCUUUAACAUGUAAUCAGCUUUGCUGUGCUAGACUUCAUUGUUGAACAAUCUGCCUCUUAAAGCCACUGCUAUGCUAAACUGAGCAUUUGUACAGAAUCAUUGUUUAUAAUUUUGCAACAGGGAGGCUUUUGAGUUGCUUUUUUCCCUUUUCAUGUAGCAUCAGCUGUCCUGGGUAAUAGCUUUCUCAAUGAAAAAUUUAGGCACCAGUAAGAAAUAAAGGGAAAUAAUCAGUGAGCUCUUAAAUCUGGUGCCAAGAGGUCAGGGUUCUUUAGGAGUAAAUCUACUGAUUUGAAAAGUAGUGUUCAUUUUUUCAUAAACAGUCUUUGGAAAAAGUUGGAAGAAUUAAAGCCCAUGUUUUGGGCUUUAAUCGUGAUGUUUUUAACAUAGAAAUGAAUUACCCAUGUGUGAUGUUCAAACUUGUAUUAGCUUUAAAAGCAUUUUUUUUUCCACUCAUGUACUCAAACAGUGGGAAUAUCUUGUUAGUUUUAAAAUACCUUUAACUGAGUAAUAGCAGCACUGAGCUUUUAAAUAUGUUUCUAAGCACUUAAAUAUGUUUCUAACAAUCUUAAAUAAUUUUUUUUUUUUUUUGUGCCGUUUAUGACCUCACGCAAAUAUUCUGCUGACAUUGACUGGCUUUGAUGUUCCUGGCUAGGUAUUGCCAACAUUUGUGACAGGAAUAUGAGUGGGCUUUUAGGGAUAAUCUUUUCUUCAGUUCAUCAUUUUGUGUGUGCAUAUGUCAGGUUUGCGUUCGCCUCCGCACCAUGUCAUUCCUUGUCAUUUUUUUAUAUAAUGAAAAAAUUAAGUGUACAUUUAUGAAUGCUGCUCUUGAUGAUAGUCCCUUGUAAGGUUGUUUAAAUUUGUCAGCUCACAAAAGAGUUUUAAUGGAAGAAGGGGGACUACAACACGGACCAUUCAUGUUGGUGCUAUAAAAUGACUGUGUAUUUAACAAAUAAUGAUUUUAUGCAUCUGAUUUUACGGUUGGUUUGCUUUAUUUCUUCAGAUAGGCUUCAGUCUUGUGAACUCUCGUGACUGACGACAGGCUCUGCAUUGCGUGUCUGUUUGUGAGGUUAAUAUAGAGCAUUAUGAAAGAGUCAGAAUAAAGCAUUAUGAACACCCUAUACUGAACUCUAACUGUAUUUGUAGUUCUAUAUAUGGCUAUAUCACUAUAUCGCUGUUUGUAUUUCCUGUAUUUCAGCUCUUGUGCAGACAGACGCAACUCAUUGCAAACCAGAACAUGCAUACAAAAGUUGCACCAUGUUCACGGCCAUUCUUCAACUUUUCAAAUAAAGUAUUUUCUGCACUUGUGAGAAUGUAGAAUGUUCUAACAACUCCCAAA
Molecule: messenger RNA, 5747 nt
Organism: Cyprinus carpio (common carp)
Lineage: Eukaryota; Metazoa; Chordata; Actinopteri; Cypriniformes; Cyprinidae
Product: sex comb on midleg-like protein 4
Molecular function (GO): protein binding
Source: RefSeq, a predicted model, not a curated record